Molecule: messenger RNA, 486 nt
Organism: Protomyces lactucae-debilis
Lineage: Eukaryota; Fungi; Ascomycota; Taphrinomycetes; Taphrinales; Protomycetaceae
Product: WD40-repeat-containing domain protein
Exons: 2
Molecular function (GO): protein binding
Source: RefSeq, a predicted model, not a curated record
CAAGUUUAUCGCGGUCAUACAGCACCGGUGACGUGUAGUGUGGUGGCCAGCCAUCUCUACAUCACUGGCUCCUGGGACAAGACCAUUCGUGUCUUUGACAAGGCAUCACGCCAGUGUCUGCACGUCUUGGUCGGGCAUGCUGAUUUCAUCAAAUGUCUACUCUAUAUCCCUUCCCUCGGCUUGCUUUUGUCUGGCUCGAGUGACCGCACAAUUCGUGUGUGGUGCCUCCAGGACUUCAAAUGCUUGUAUACACUCAAAGCUCACCCACGCGCCGUUGAACAGCUAUACUAUGUACGCGAUGUCCUCGUCUAUGGCCCCUACAUCAUCACUGCGUGUCGCGAUGAACAGAUUCGCUUGUUUGAGGGAGGAUCUGGCAAGCUCAAGUUUACACUCGAGGGACACUUCAGUGAAAUUACUGGACUCGCUAUUGUUGGACAGACACUAUUUAGCGUGUCGAUUGAUUGUACCCUGCGACGAUGGGAUUUG